Messenger RNA from Rubroshorea leprosula, 1406 nucleotides. The record is from the annotation of a GenBank genome assembly. Lineage: Eukaryota; Viridiplantae; Streptophyta; Magnoliopsida; Malvales; Dipterocarpaceae.
GAUAACAUUAGGAUUGGUGGCUCAUGGAGCUCCAAUUUCAUCUCUUCAUCUUGUUUCUCAGUCUCACCUUGACUUUCCUGUUUCUAGGAGGAAAGGUUCUGAAAGGAGCAAGGGCUAAAAACUCAACCCCAAGGCUCCCACCUGGGCCAUGGAAACUUCCUAUCAUUGGCAACAUUCAUCAGCUGAUCAGCUCACUGCCCCAUCACAAACUAGGAGAUUUGGCCAACAAGCAUGGACCUCUGAUGCAUCUACAGCUUGGAGAAAUUUCGACCAUUGUAGUUUCUUCCCAAGAAAUUGCAAGAGAGGUUAUGAAAACUAAUGAUAUCAUUUUUUCUGACAGGCCUUAUCUCCUUGCAUGCCGGAUAAUGUCUUAUAAUUCUGCUAACAUUGUUUUUGCACCAUAUGGGAAUUAUUCGAGACAGAUUAGGAAAAUCUGCAUGGUGGAGCUUCUAAGAUCCCAACUGGAUCUCAGCGAGAAGAUUUUCUCGCUGACUUAUGGCAUAGCUUCAAGAGCAGCUUUUGGGAACAAAAGCAAAUACCAAGAAGCAUUCAUAUCCAUCGUCACAGAAAUAACAAAGCUGGCAGCAGGUUUUUCUUUGGCUGAUAUGUACCCUUCCAAUGAAGUGCUUAUACUGAUUGCAGGGCUGAGGCCUAAACUGGAGAAGCUGCAUAAAGUAAAUGAUAGGAUACUGGAAGAAAUAGUUAAGGAACACAGAGAAAGGAGAAAGGAAACAGAUGGAAAUGGUAGAAGAGAAAGAGAUCAAGAUUUGGUUGAUAUUCUUCUAAAGCUUCAGCGGAAUGGUGACCUUGAAUUUCCUCUGACUGACAACAACAUCAAAGCGGUUAUCCUGGACAUUUUUGCUGCUGGGAGUGAGACAUCAUCAACAGUAGUAGAGUGGGCGAUGUCGGAACUGCUCAAAAACCCCAGGCUGAUGAAGGAGGCACAAGCUGAGAAUUGUGUGAUUAAUGGAUAUGACAUUCCUGCCAAGACAAAAGUCAUUGUUAACGCAUGGGCAAUACAGAGAGACCCCAGGUAUUGGAAGGAAGCCGAGAAAUUUCAGCCGGAAAGGUUCCUGGGAAGUUCAGUUGAUUUCAGAGGGACAGAUUUUGAAUUUAUCCCAUUUGGAGCUGGAAGGAGGAUAUGUCCAGGGAUAACAUUUGCACUGGCAAACAUUGAGCUUCCAUUGGCAAAAUUGUUAUACCAUUUUGAUUGGAAGCUCCCAGAUGGGAUGAAGCAUGAAGAUUUGGACAUGACUGAAUCCGUUGGUGUGACAGUGAAAAGGAAGAAUAAUUUGUUUCUAAUUCCGGUUCCUUAUCAACCAAGCAAGACUAUAUGAUUAAAGUUAUAGGUUUCUUUCUAUGUAUUAACUACGUUGCAGAAACCCUUAUAAACAGGUACUGCCAGG